This is a messenger RNA of Rhipicephalus sanguineus (brown dog tick), 4120 nucleotides long. RefSeq names its product protein Wnt-6. Lineage: Eukaryota; Metazoa; Arthropoda; Arachnida; Ixodida; Ixodidae. The record is from RefSeq and is a predicted model, not a curated record. Gene Ontology annotation, biological process: neuron differentiation; cell fate commitment; multicellular organism development. Gene Ontology annotation, molecular function: cytokine activity; frizzled binding. Gene Ontology annotation, cellular component: extracellular region. Bases 85 to 1188 code for a protein of 367 amino acids. The transcript is spliced from 5 exons.
GGCGCGCCGAACGAGCACUAGCCAUGCCGCCGGCCUCCGCGCGGAGCGGGCAGCGCCGUUGCAGUUAGCCCCGCCGAGAGACCCAUGGAUUACGCGGUGCGCUGGUUCGCCGCUGCCUGGGCCGUGCUCUUCCUCGCCUUGCUCCUGCGCACGGCAACGACUGUGAAGGUGUCCGAAGGCGUGAACGGCAUCAGCCAUUUCAACAGGCGGCGGCUCAUCGACCCCAAGAUGGAGGCGUAUCGGGAAUCCAUGGCGAUGCGGUGGCAGCUCAUCAUGGAGCCAGCGCGCGUGUGCAAGAAGAAGCGAUUGCUGCGCGGCCGCAAGGCGCGCAUUUGCCGCAAGGAGCCCAAGGUGGUGCGCGAGAUCGCGCGCGGCGUGGACCUGGGAAUCCGAGAGUGCCAGAACCAGUUCCGCUUCCACCGAUGGAACUGCUCCACGCUUCGGUCGUCCAUGAAGAAAGUGCUCAUGAAAGACACUCGCGAGGCGGCGUUCGUGGACGCCAUCGUGGCGGCGGGUGUGGUGUACGCGCUGACAGAGGCGUGCGCCCAGGGUCGCCUGCUCGAUUGCCAAUGCAGGCGGCGGCACAACGCCGCAAACCACCUGCAGGGGCGCACAGGCUGCGACCACUUCGUCGACUUCGGAUAUCACAAGUCGCGCGACUUCAUGAACCGGAAGCGCGUCGGUGACCUGCGCGCCACCAUCCUGUCGCACAACUACGAAGCCGGAAGACAGGCCGUGCGACUGCACCUGGAACGCGUGUGCCGCUGCCACGGCAUGUCCGGCACCUGCUCGCUGAAGACGUGCUGGCGCAAGCUGCCCACCUUUAGCAAGGUGGGGCUGCGGCUCAAGCAGCGCUUCCAGGGCGCGGUGCGCGUCACCGCCGGCAACUCGGGCAAGGGCUUCGUGCCGGAGACUGUGCGACCGCCGGGACGCGAGGACAUCGUCUUCUCCGAGGAGUCGCCCGACUACUGCGAGGCCGACCGGCGCACCGGAUCCCUGGGCACGAGGGGGCGUCUCUGCAAGCUGGGCUCGCAGGGUCCCGACGACUGCCGGACCCUGUGCUGCGGUCGCAAGGUGCGCAGCCGGCAGACGGUGGUGAGCGUGGCGUGCAACUGCACCUUCCAGUACUGCUGCAACGUCACGUGCCAGACGUGCCUCGAGACUCUGCACGAGACGACGUGUCUAUAGGAGGCAUGGUUCCUCGGCAACGCGGCUGUUUGUGAACCACCAAAGACUGCUCCUCUGGAAGCGUGCCGUUGUGCUGUGCCAUCGCCUUAACUUAGCUUUACUGUGAACGCUGCGAGGAACUAGUGUUUGGCUUAGUGAAAGAGAGAGAAAAAAAAAGAGACGCGUGGUGAGACUGCGAGCCUUCCUCGAUUGCCCGAGCGGGGGACAUCGACGUUGUUUCGAAACGACGUAUACAGGCGAAUGACAGAGAACUGCCUCCUCCUUCUUCAUUCGAACGCUGCAGUUAGCUUUUUUUUUUUUUUUAGUAGCUCUCUCGCGCCUCCUUCGCACCUUCGAUAACGCCGGUAACGAAGAUUCGAAGCACCGUGUGAGAAGUGUUUCUAACAGUGGUCUGAGACAGAGCUUAGAAAGAUGGGUCCACAAGGGGCAGGCUUCCGCCGGACACGUCAGCGGCGCGGGCUCGCCAGACUUUAGGACAGAAACAAAACAAAAAGAACAAAAGUGCUUCUUCAUUUUCGACAAGGUCUGUGAUAUAGUGAACAGUGGGCUCCGUGAGCUCGUGCUUUGAACGACCGGCGGCCUGUUUUGUGUGUCUGUGCGUGUGUGUGUUUGUGCUUUGCGUGUAUACAUGUGUGGACUGGAAAGCCGGUAUUUCGGGCAAGGUGUGCCGAUGGUUCGUUGAAUAUCGCGUCCACCGGUGGCUUUCAGAGCCUUGGAAGCUGUGUGUUUGCGCGCGCGCUUGCGGACAGUCUUAUACACCAAUUGCGCGACGUGUGUCGACAGUGAAUCGAGUGUCGAAGGCUUUUUUUUUAUGUUGUUGCUACUUUUGGCAAUUGAAGAAGAGGACAGUUGUUUGCUGCUCCUUGGCCUUCGCGGCUGAUGGCAUUUAAGACAUGGUAUAGUCAAGUUUCCACGCUUUUGUGUUCUUCCUGUGGUUCUUUUUUUUUCUUUUUCUUUUUUUUUUUUCCAGUCAGGAGCAAGAGAUGAGAUGGUUGUUUAUAGUAUUGUGGGGCCCCUUGAGGUCGCGCACAUGGAUGUUUGCAGGCUAUGCGAAAAAAAUUCUUAAUAUGCACGGCUAUUUGAUGUAUAGUUUAAGGCAUUUCAUUAACGUGCGUGUGUCAGCGCAAUUUACGUGUCGGCUUUCCAUGUCGUGUUAGCUCGUGACGUAGUAUUGUUGUUAGCGACAUACGCGUUUUUUUGGUGAGACGCUGGUGACUUUAUUGCGGCUCGUGUAGAAUGUUGAUCGUGCUCGUCUAUCACGAUAAGCUUUCCGACGGUUGCUUUCUAAGCAAGACAAAAUAGGAAUGACGCAUAUUUUUUUCUUUUUUUUUUUUGAGACAGGGAGGGCGGACGCAGUUUAAAGCUCAAUCGACUAAUUUAUAAAUCGGCGGAUUUCCUCACAGCGAUAUUUGUUCUUUUUACUAUGUGAAAAAAAAUUUCGCCUGAGAAAAGCUUCGUUCUAGACAACGGCGAUCGACGCUAUUGUGUAGUACCGCUUUGAAUAGUAUAGGUGUUCGCAUUCAAGCAUUUUUCGUCGUAAGCUUCUUAUAAUGGCUUUUUUUUUACGUGAAAGCGUGUCACUUUGGAACAAAAACAAACUGCUGUAGAACACGUGAUUUCAACACUCACCUAAGUCAUUGUGCCCAGUCAGCUUGGUUAUAUUUAAUUGCCUGCACCUUCAGACAAUACACACAAAAAAUGCACCGAUGUGUUGUGCCAAAGAUGACAACGCGAGGCAAAUGAGCUGCACGCUUACUCGCGGAAGGUUUUCAUUAACGUGAACAUGUGCUUCGCCGCGAAAGCUUAAAUUUUUAACAUUUCUCGUUUACUUGCCUCAUUUCAUAUUUUUUUUUAUUCUUUUUUCUUCGGAGAAUGACUAUAGCUGCUUUCAGACCACAGUCAAUGUAGUAGACUCCCAUUAAUGAAUUACCACUGUAACAGCAACAUUUAAUAAGACGCUGUGCUAUGGAAAACUGUUAGCGGAUAAUUGUAGUAUUGCAGCUGUACCGAUGUCUGCGUCCUUAUUUAUUGUGUUGCAAGAAGCAUUUAUAGCAUUAUUCACGUAGCUCCGAUGACAUUCACAACACCAAAGCGAACAGAAACGAUGCAUUCGAAUCCCCUGUUCGAUAUCGAACCGAAAAUUGGAUGCCUCUAGCACUCACCAUACAAGCACUGUUCAAGAAAAAGGAAUCGUCAUCAAAGCUGUUGGAGCCGUGUUAUAAUCGGCGUAAUUUUAGAGUCGUCUCGCGUAAAUUUAACACGUGAUUUUGCAAACUUCGUGUUAUACGGCGGAAACCAGUACGAGCUCAUCUUCGUCGUUAAUAGUUUUUUCGCUGCGCCUUUGCAAAAUCUAGGGUAGGGCUAAGUUCAAACUGCAACUGACGUAGUUAGCAUAAGUAAUGACGUCACAACCUCAUUAACCCACCAGUAUCGUACUACCAAAAUUUAUUACGUCACACACAAAAGCGACUACGUCAUUGAGAGGAGUAUAGCGUCACGCGUAAAGAUAUCGUAGCAGACUAUAUAUACUAUUCGCUGACGUCCAUUGUUUCAAGCACGCGAUGACGUUACAGAAAGAAAAUUUUCCUACAUGAGAGCAGAAAGACGCGAUCACUUCUGCAGUGUCGGCACGAUGUCACAUAAUUUCCAUGUUUUUCCAUGACAGAGCCAGAAGCUUUAAUUUCCAGCAAAAGCGACGUCUUCUACGUUUUGAGCUUAUUUGAAAUGACUUAACUUAUUCUAUUACGCGACACCGGCAUUUUGUUUUUAUUUCUACACGGGCACCAUUGCGAUGAUUUGUUUACCACCAGCGUGCCUUCAGUGCCAUCAGAAACAUUUUUUUUUUUUGCCUUCAGUCUUUAUGUGCACUAUAAAGAUAUUGUUUCGUAAACUACUGUUGUAUCUGUGUUGCUUCAGUUUCGCGGCUGCGAAA